Aureobasidium subglaciale EXF-2481 is the source of this 919-nucleotide messenger RNA. RefSeq lists its product as uncharacterized. Bases 71 to 919 code for a protein of 282 amino acids. The transcript is spliced from 3 exons. Lineage: Eukaryota; Fungi; Ascomycota; Dothideomycetes; Dothideales; Saccotheciaceae. The record is from RefSeq and is a predicted model, not a curated record.
GUGAUCAUGUUGUAAAGGUUGUUCGUGACAAUUGAUAGAACCGACUGCGACUUUCAGAUAGCGCCUAGUCAUGACUGUCCGCUCAAUAUCAAGCGCUCUCACACUUCUUGCGACAAGCAUUCUCGCUAUCCAAGUCGCCGCGCAAACUGCUGCUUCACCCCCAAGUACAGCCACGGCACCGCGAACAACCAUCUCCGCUCGUAACGGUACGACAAGCACAAGCUCACGUUCAAGUGCAGCAACCCAAGGCGCACCUCCAGAUGUCUAUCUUAAUGUCCCGGAGCUUCAUGUCGGUCGCAUCGAAUUGACGGUCGAGAAGUUGAGUGCCGAUCUCAACCUGAAUGCAAAGGUUGCCAAUCUUGUACAACUGAAUGCUGGGGUGCAGCUCUCCGUCGAGAAGGUUAAUAUCACGAUUGCUGAAGUGGAUGCUGAAGUUGAACUUGUCAUUCGUCUUGCAGGUCAUCUUGUGGACAUCGUGGGUCGUGUCUUUGAUUCUCUGGACCUAAAUCCUCUUUUAAUCAACACAAUCGGCAACGCCACGAGUCUCGUGGGCAAUGUUGUUAGUGAUAUCGUCGGUGCAGUUGAUGGCUUGCUCGGGUCCAUCACACAGGGCGGAAGGACUUUAAACUUCCUUGUCGACAAUUUGGGCAAUAUUGUGCAGGAGGUAGGCGGCGUCAGUUCGAUUGUCGGCGAUUUUACGAAGAACAUGACAGAGACCGGAGUCACGAAGAGUGUUGGCCAAGGACUCACACAGAAAGAGUAUUCGUAUUCGCCGCUGAAUGCACUUGUGGACAUUGUAUUCAACACUGCAGGUCAGGUUGUACAAGCAGUGGUGCAGAAGAAGAAUGGAAGCAGCAGUGGAAGUGUAGGUAAUGCUUCCAACUCCACGGUACCUGCUUCUUCGUUAAGAAAGCACUAG